Trichoderma citrinoviride is the source of this 879-nucleotide messenger RNA. RefSeq names its product RTA1-domain-containing protein. The record is from RefSeq and is a predicted model, not a curated record. Bases 1 to 879 code for a protein of 292 amino acids. NCBI's taxonomy places the organism in Eukaryota, Fungi, Ascomycota, Sordariomycetes, Hypocreales, Hypocreaceae. Gene Ontology annotation, cellular component: membrane. The transcript is spliced from 3 exons.
AUGAGCAACGGCGGCAACACUUGCAUCCCGGACUGGGAGCAUGUAUCCUUUUCAUACUACAAAUAUGUCCCGUCCCUCGCUGCUGCAAGUAUAUUCGCGGCGCUCUUUUUCUUGUCUUUAGCAGGUCAUUCCUUCCAGUUGUUGAACUUUAAGGCCUGGUUUUUGAUGCCAUUGGUUGUGGGAUGUUUGUUUGAAUUUGUCGGUUUCAUCGGCAGAGCAGUUUCGGCAAACCAAAAACCAGGGUGCUGGACGGAGACACCAUACCUUGUCCAGACAAUGUUCAUUCUGCUUGCCCCUGCGCUCUUCGCGGCAUCAAUCUACAUGUCCCUCGGUCGAAUCAUUGAACUCCUAGAUGGAGAGAAACAUUCGAUUAUAAAACGAAGAUGGCUCACCAAAAUAUUCGUCAUUGGCGACGUAAUUUGUUUCCUUCUUCUCGCUGGCGGAGGCGGCAUGUUGACCUCCGCAAAGGACAACAAAUCCGCAUUUGACGCCGGUAACAACAUCAUCAUUGGCGGCCUCGUACUUCAACUUCUCUGGUUCGGCUUUUUCGUUGCCAUUGCCCUCGUAUUCCAUCGCCGGAUGAACCUGGCCCCAACAGCACGAAGUCAGCAGCAGCCCGAUAUGCGAUGGAGAAGCUAUCUUCAUGCCCUCUAUGUUGCCAGCACGCUGAUCAUUAUUCGAAACGUUUUCCGUCUCAUUGAGUAUUGCCAAGGCAGUGGCGGCUACCUACUGACCACGGAAGCUUUUGUCUACUGUCUGGACGCAUUGCCCAUGUUCUUAGUUGUUGUCUGGUUGCAUUGGAAGUAUCCCGGACAGAUGAGUCCUCUUCUCCAGAAGCAAAGCCUUUACAGCAAUCCCAUGCAGCAGAUUCCGGUGUAG